AUGUCCCAAAUCGAUCUCUACGUAAUGCAAAGAAGGAAGGCGGACUAUGUUUACGCUGAACCGUGCAAUCAAGAAGCUUGUGACGCAGACACUGGGGACUGUAAGGAGACUUUUCCCGUGAUAAUGCCAGGAGAAAUAUUUGUAUUCGUACAGGCAGAACAAUACUAUUUCAUUGCCAAUAUUCCUCGCUUUCUGAGUUCACUAAGUGAUGACACGGCUCUACACACGGCCGUCUCAUUCGGUCUUGCAGCUUUGGUGCGCAAGUUUCUUCAGUUGUUCGUGACCAUACUUCGACCUGUGGACGCAGUAGAUGACAAAAACAGAACAGGUUUGAUGCUUGUAGCAGUGCACGACAGAGUAGAUGCAAAGGCGGCAGGAAUGCUUAUUGAUGCUGGUGCAAGCGGUAAUUAUAGCGGUGAUAGUAACGUUGUUUCAUGGAAUGAAAGGACGACAUUGCAUUUCGCUGCAAAAUACGAUAACUCCCAAAUUGUUGCCUUCCUUGUGCGGAAAUUGGCGGCCAUUGACUGUCAAGAUUAG
Angiostrongylus costaricensis is the source of this 537-nucleotide messenger RNA. NCBI's taxonomy places the organism in Eukaryota, Metazoa, Nematoda, Chromadorea, Rhabditida, Metastrongylidae. The record is from the annotation of a GenBank genome assembly.